Molecule: messenger RNA, 1389 nt
Organism: Penicillium griseofulvum
Lineage: Eukaryota; Fungi; Ascomycota; Eurotiomycetes; Eurotiales; Aspergillaceae
Gene: aclF
Product: extracellular proline rich protein
Exons: 2
Coding region: 1-1389 (462 amino acids)
Source: RefSeq, a predicted model, not a curated record
AUGUAUCCACCGUACUAUCCUGGGCCAGAGAAACCUUUUUACCAUUAUCCGCCUGGUUAUCGGAACCCUCUUCAACCUGGCUAUCAUACCUAUCCACCACCAGGGCCGGGGAAUGGAUUUGGCCCUCCCGGUGUAAGGCCUCCCUUUUACGCUCCCGGGUAUGAACAUCAAUAUGGAUCGGGAUACCCUGAUGGGAACCAAUUUGAUCCAUGGUUCCAUUUCCAUUUCCCAAAUCUGAAUUGGCCUCGACCACCAAAUGACAAUUGCAAAAAAUGUCCUCCCGGGCCUAAAGGGGACAAAGGUGAUUCGGGACCAAGAGGUGAACAGGGUCCAGAGGGGAGACAAGGUGCAUCUGGACCAAAGGGAGAUAAGGGCGAGAAAGGUGACAAAGGCGACAAAGGUGACCAGGGUGACAAAGGUGACCAGGGUGACAAAGGUGACCAGGGUGACAAAGGUGACAAAGGCGACAAAGGUGACCAGGGUGACAAAGGUGACCAAGGUGACCAAGGUGACAAAGGUGACAAAGGUGACAAAGGUGACCAAGGUGACAAAGGUGACCAAGGUGACCAAGGUGACCAAGGUGACAAAGGUGACAAAGGUGACAAAGGUGACCAAGGUGACAAAGGUGACAAAGGUGACCAAGGUGACAAAGGUGACCAAGGUGACAAAGGUGACAAAGGCGACAAAGGCGACAAAGGUGGAAAUGGCGACAAUGGUGACAACCAGCGUCCUAAUAAUAGCACAACUCAACAAGACUUGUCGCUCUCGGGGCUCCAAGCCCUUCGGCUUUGCCAGCCUAAGUCAAAUACCGAUGGCAGAGAAGUCAAGGUUGGUGGUGUAACAUACAAGAUAACCUGUCGGCAAGUCAUUGCCGGGGAAAAGUACAGUGUAUUCAACACGCAUAAUCUUGAAGAGGCUAUGGUCAUUUGCUCCACCCUGCCUGGGUGUGAAGCAGUUGGCGCCAGCGGCAGCUCCAUCGUCACAUGGAACCCCAAUCGAGAUGUCGAAACAGCCCAGUCACCUGAAGGAAUAGUCGCCGUCGCAAUGCAGGCUCGACCAUCGAAAGAUAUUCCACCAAACAUAAAGAAGGCUCGAGACAGCGAAUGCCCAGAUAUCCAUGGAUCAACAUUGGAUGUGGGCGGCGUCAAAUAUGAGAUCUUCUGCACAAGCAAGAAGAACACGCUCAAAGACCCUGUGAAAACACUGAGUGCGGAAAAGAAUCUUUUUGAAUGUCUUGCGCUAUGCUCUUCAGAGUCAACCUGCAGAGUUAUUGCACCAACGGGGACUACGCAGAAGUGCUCAAUUUCUGACAAGCAGGAGUCAGGGUUUGAAGAUGAUAAAGGAGAGAGCAGGGUCUAUUGGGUUGCUCGUGCCAUAACUAGGGGUUAA